Meleagris gallopavo (turkey) is the source of this 291-nucleotide messenger RNA. Lineage: Eukaryota; Metazoa; Chordata; Aves; Galliformes; Phasianidae. The record is from RefSeq.
UUUCAACUGCUUCAACCUCAGCCACUAGCACCACCUCUUCGGUUGUCAGCAUAUCAAGCAGUAUGAACACUACAAACAGCCUUGGCCUGAGUGUUACCAGUGUGUCUAUACCAGCUACUACUGCACGAGCAGCUCCCUUAGUGUCUUCAGGCAAAGCUCCUCCAAACCUGCCCCAGGGUGUACCGCCCUUGUUGCAUAAUCAGUAUAUUGUGGGACCUGGAGGACUUCUGCCUGCCUACCCAAUUUAUGGUUAUGAUGAUCUCCAGAUGCUUCAAUCCAGGCUGCCAAUGG